Molecule: messenger RNA, 1002 nt
Organism: Zerene cesonia (dogface butterfly)
Lineage: Eukaryota; Metazoa; Arthropoda; Insecta; Lepidoptera; Pieridae
Product: WD repeat-containing protein 91
Exons: 4
Coding region: 81-914 (277 amino acids)
Biological process (GO): early endosome to late endosome transport
Cellular component (GO): late endosome membrane; extrinsic component of endosome membrane; early endosome membrane
Molecular function (GO): phosphatidylinositol 3-kinase regulator activity; protein binding
Source: RefSeq, a predicted model, not a curated record
UUAUGACAGUUACAAAGCAAUAAAGAGGAAUGUCAAAAAUUUUGUUUACAAAAACAACAAUCGAUUGAAAUUUCUUUAAAAUGGCACAUUUACAGUUUGUAGAUGAAUUGGUACGAGAAUAUCUGUUGUUUAGAGGAUUUACUUCUACUGUAAAGGCAUUUGAAAAUGAUCUGAAAGCUGAUAAAGAUAAGGGUUUCAGAGUUGAUAAAAUUGUUGAACAAAUUGUACAUUAUAUAAAUGCUUCGGAUCUUAAUGGACUAAAAGAAUACUGGACUCAUCUGGAUAGUUUAGUAUUUUCAAAACUUGAAGUUCAUGUUCAACCAGCUGUUCGAAAAAUAGAAUAUAGUCUAUAUAAACUGUACUUGGUAACAGCUGCACAGAGUACAGGUGGUGUAAAGAAUGAAAAAGUUGCAGAAUUUUUUGCAAAAAUGCUGCCAGAAUUGCAGGGACAAAGUGAAUGGAGGGAUUGGUUUAUGUUACCUUACAUACAAAAGCCAGAGGAAAAUCCCUCAUUCAGUCUGUAUUUCACAAGGGCCUGGCAAGAUAGUGUGCUGGUAUCCUUACAUAAUCUUCUAGCUACUGUAUUUCAAUGUAUGCCGCAACCAACACUUACAAGUUAUGAGAGUGAUGCAGCUUUGGUUAAGAGGUUGCAAGAGGAAAUAGCUUUAUUAAAGGGAAAGUCACUACAACCACAGAAUGACAAAAUAUCUCCAAGUGGACAUCAGUCACGUCUGACACAGUAUUCAGAAAGACUGAGUGGCCCACUCCCAUUGAUCGACGAUUUCUCAGCUAUACCUGCUGAACAAUUAGAUAGUGGGUUACGAGAAGCAAAAGGACUGAGAGGCUUGCUUCGACAAAUGGGUGGUAGCCCUGUCAUGGGCAGGAAACCAGGAAGAUCUCAUAGUCAAAACUAAGUAACUUACAUCUUUUAAAAAAGUAUAAUACAUUAUAAUAUAACAUGUAUAGAUAAUUAUUAUUACAAUAAAUGGAAAUAUAUUCUAA